Molecule: messenger RNA, 1832 nt
Organism: Solanum lycopersicum (tomato)
Lineage: Eukaryota; Viridiplantae; Streptophyta; Magnoliopsida; Solanales; Solanaceae
Source: RefSeq, a predicted model, not a curated record
UCAAUUUUGUUAUCUUUUUUUAUUUUUUUUCAAUUUAAAGUUUGCAUUUUUUUUUUUUUUGGUUGAAGAUGAUGCAACAGCAAAGGCUGAAACAACAGCAAGGAUUGAUGCAACAAUCCCUUUAUCAUCCUGGUCUCAUAGCAUCCCCUCAGAGCCCAUCUUGAGUGGAAAUCUGCCUCCUGGAUUUGAUUCAACUACUUGCAGGAGUGUUGAAUAGCUCGGAAUAAAAUAAAGAAGGCCCGCUUCGUUUCAGAAGUCUUAAAUGAUUUGAGGCACAAAAUCUGUCGUAGAUGUGAACAUGCCACCGAAGGGAAGACAGUGACCAUGACUUGCCACUUGACAUUCCCCAAAAAGAAGCCGAACACUAGCCUUUUCCCAAUUAACCUAUCAACUAUUGGCGAAGCCUGAAGAUGAAAUUACAGCCUGAUCAUUUAAUCAUCGUUCCAAAUUGCUGCUGCUUGGAAAUAGAAAAUGCCAUUCUGGCAAUCUACCCUUAUGUGUGACAAUAUACUCAUUUGUAUCUCAAUAUUGAUGCAAGCACCCACAUACAAGUAUGUUGGAAACAUCAGUUCUCAAGUCACGGAACAACUUCUUCAAGAGGUUUUCUCAAGUACCGGUCCCCUUGAGGGUUGUAAGCUUAUAAGGAAGGACAAGUCGUCCUAUGGGUUUGUGGAUUAUUUUGAUCGCCAAUCAGCUGCGCUUGCUAUUGUGAGCCUCAAUGGAAGGCAAUUGUUUGGACAGUGUAUAAAAGUUAACUGGGCUUAUGCCAGUGCUAAAAGAGAGGACACAUCAAAUCAUUUUAGCAUAUUUGUUGGUGAUCUUAGUCCGGAGGUUACAGAUUCCACACUGUUUGCGUGCUUUUCAGUAUACCCUAGCUGCUCAGAUGCAAGAGUGAUGUGGGAUCAGAAAAUAGGCCGGUCUAGAGGGUUUGGGUUUGUUUCCUUUCGUGAUCAGCAGGAAGCCCAAAGUGCAAUAGAUGACUUGAAUGGAAAGUGGCUUGGAAGCCGACAAAUCCGCUGCAACUGGGCAGCAAAAGGUGCUGGAGCCAGUAAUGACAACCGGAGUUCAGAUGCUAAAAGUGCUGUUGAGUUGACAACUGGAACAUCAGAUGAUGGUCAACUGAAGGCCAACGAAGACGCUCCAGAAAAUAAUCCGCAGUACACAACUGUAUAUGUUGGCAACCUUGCUCCUGAUGUCACUACCAUUGACCUCCAUCGUUAUUUUCAUGCUCUUGGGGCUGGUGUUAUUGCUGAUGUCCGUAUUCAGCGAGACAGAGGAUUUGGCUUUGUACGAUACAGCAAUCAUGCUGAAGCAGCUCGAGCAAUUCAAUUAGGAAAUGCUCGAAUCCUCUUUGGUAAACCUAUUAAGUGCUCAUGGGGAAGCAAGCCAACUCCACCAGGAAGCAGCACGAACCCUCUACCACCUCCUGUUAUCAGACAACUCCCUGGUAUUUCAGCCAUGGGUCUUGCGAUGUACGAGAGGCAGGUUGCUUUGGCUAGGAUGACUGGUAUGCAGACUCUCAUGCAACACCAGGGACAGCGAAUUGGCGUUGCUAGUCAGGUUCUGUAUGAUGGUGGCAUUGCUUCCCCGCAGCCACCGGUAUACUACUAGUUGUUGAUUCAAUAAAAACUUGUAAACACCUGUUGUUGUUAGUUCUCUGUGCUAUUUUAAGUGAUAGAAUCCUCCUCUCUUUUUUUUUUAUCUAUUGUUAGUUUUCUUUAGCUUCCUUUAAUACCAUCAGACAGAAUGUAUUGGAUAUGUAGUCUGUAUUCUGUUUGAGAAUGAAAGUUAUAAUAUCUCUUUGGAAAUACAAUCACUUCAUUGGAUUAUCA